This is a messenger RNA of Octopus bimaculoides (California two-spot octopus), 2211 nucleotides long. RefSeq lists its product as uncharacterized. Gene Ontology annotation, cellular component: nucleoplasm. Gene Ontology annotation, biological process: regulation of transcription by RNA polymerase II. The record is from RefSeq and is a predicted model, not a curated record. Gene Ontology annotation, molecular function: RNA polymerase II cis-regulatory region sequence-specific DNA binding; DNA-binding transcription repressor activity, RNA polymerase II-specific. Lineage: Eukaryota; Metazoa; Mollusca; Cephalopoda; Octopoda; Octopodidae.
AGGCAAGGAUAUGUAGAAGUGUUGGAAGGAGAAUGGUUCGCAAGAUCGGCGGUGGUAUUAGUAGAGGAAGCCAAAUAAAAAGGUAGAUCGGUAAAAACUGCAAAAAUAUGAAGGUUAGGGACAUCUCGGUCAACUUGGAGGAGGGGAAGUAAUUCACAGUGACAGGUGGACAACGGUAGUAGAUAAAGGUGAGAGUAGUGAUGUUGGCGAACGAGAUGGCUCAGAGACAGCAUGUAGUUAAAGUGUAUUGGAUAGAGGUAUGAUGAGUCUAAAGCACCUUCCUAUAUGUAUGUAGGCCUACUGAAGAACAAGUGAGCUGAGUGAUGAGGGUGGAGUGAUCAAUACAGGCGGCAGAGAUAUGAGAGAGGUACCUCUAUGAAUUAUAAGAUGGACAAUAAGUGGGAUUGAGCAAUAUGUCGAUGGAGUUGAAUGAAGGAUGUAUAAUGAGAACAGCAAAUGUAAGACUAGCAGGGUAGAAAUGUUGAUUUUAAAUUUUGGCACAAGGCCAGCAAUUUCGGGGACGGUGUUAAGUUGAUUGAAUCGACCUCAAUGUUCAAUUGGUACCUAUUUUAUUGACUAUGAAAAGAUGAAAGGCAAAGUCAUCUUUGGCAGUAUUUAAACGAAGAAUGUGAAGAGGGAUAAAAUGCUCCUAAACAUUAAACUCGACAUGCUAACAAUUCUGCCAGCUUGCCACCUUUAGCAGCUUCUAGACUCAACCCAUGAGUUAGAGUACAUGUGAUGGAUGGAGAAGUCUUCUUCAGAAUUUUGUAUUGGCAAUCAUCUUCAGGAUGAAAUGGAGAAAACAUUAAAGGAGAAAACAUUCCAAUGUCAGGUGUGUGAUGAAACUUUUCCUGAAUACAGAGAUCUUGAGAAACACGUUUCAGUUCAUACUGAGGUAAAGCCAUUCCGAUGUGAGGUCUGUGGCCGAAUUUUUGACCGUAGUUCUCAUCUUCGGAAUCAUGUAAAGACUCAUGUUAACAAAGAAUCAUUCCAGUGUGAUAUCUGCAACAAAACGUUUGCCUGCAGUUCUUGGUUGCAGAGGCAUACGAGGAGUCACACAGGAGAGAAACCAUUCCAGUGUGAGAUUUGUGGUAAAAAAUUUUCAAACAGCUCCCACCUACAGCGUCACAUCAGAAUACACACAGGUGAGAGACCAUUCCAAUGUGAGAUUUGCAGCAAAAAUUUCUCAGACACUUCACACUUACAGAGGCAUAUGAAGACGCAUACUGAUGUGAAGCCUUUCCAAUGUGAGUUCUGUGGCAAACACUUUGCUGCCUCUGCCACUCUGAACAUUCAUGUCAAAAGACACAUUGGGGGGAAACCAUUUCAGUGUAACAUUUGUGGCAAACAUUUUGGACGUAACUUCCAUUUGAAACGACACAAAGCCAUUCACACAGACAAAAUUUCCACAAACUGCGAAAUAUGUGGGAAACACUUCUUGUAUAGCUCCAAUCUUCAGGAACACAUGAGGACUCAUUUUAAUGAAAAACCUUUUCCAUAUGAAACAUGGUAAAACUCCCACAAAAUCUCCCUCUUGACCAGUAUGAAAUUGACCAUAACAUAUAUUCUAACAAUGAGAGUCAUUGUUAAAAUGUGUGUUUUUUUUUAUUUACUUCAGUGAGGGAGACAUCUUCAAGUUCUGACAAAAAGAAAUCCAACCCUCAUAACAGAAAUAAAGCAAAAUAAAUUAGGUUCAGCUCCACUUGGAACUAGAAUUUCAGUGUUUCAUCUGCCCUAUGUAUCUGUAAAUAUAUAUUAAAAUGUUAUAAAGACAUCCUAUUUGUAACGAGCCUGUCUUUAACUAAGGAUUUAUGAAGAUUCUGAACAAAUAACAGACACAAAAUCUUUUAAUCUUUAGGGUAAAGGUUAUUAUGUAGUUUUGUAUUUGAUAUUCUUGCUUUUGAUCAACUUCCUGUAUGUGUUUGUCAGGCAGGAGACACACACAAGACUAUCAUCAAGGUUGGGAUAGGACUUAGCAUGACAAUCACACAAGAGCUCUCUUAAUAUUUGAUUUUUUUUAAUUCAUAAAUCUGGGAUAAGAGGCACUAACUUGUAAAAUAAAUAAAUAAAUUAUAUACAAUAAAGUGAAAUGAAAUAAAUAGUAUCAACACUUCUGAUUGUAAAACUGAAAUUCUUAAUGUAAACUACAACUGGAAAUUGUUUUUCAUCUGUUGCAAAUCUUGAAUGACCUCAAAUUAAAAAUUCACACCU